GUCGGCGGCAUAAGGCGUAGAGAAGUCGAUGCGCCCGGCGCCACGCACGGUUCCAACGCGCUCCGGUUCUGGAUGACAGCUCGGCGAUAACGAGCGGAACAGUUCAGGCGGAGCUUUGAUGUUCCGCAGUGGCGCUUCGUGAUUUUUUUUGUUUUGUUUUUGUUGCUGCUGUUUUUAAUCUCUCGCUGCGAUUUCCAAGAGGAUUUUACUUCUUCAAGUUGCUUAUUUCUGUUAAUGUCACUUCGAACCUGCUGUGAUCCAUAAUGCCAGCAGACACUAUGGAAAAGCAGACGGCGUCUCCCAUCGCCGGAGCUCCUGCCAACGGAUCACACACACCGGACAAGCCAAAAAAUGCCAGCGAGCACAGAAAGUCGUCGAAGCCCAUUAUGGAAAAACGACGAAGGGCGAGAAUAAACGAAAGCCUUUCGCAGCUGAAGACCCUCAUCCUGGACGCACUUAAGAAAGAUAGCUCCAGGCACUCCAAACUGGAAAAGGCAGAUAUCCUGGAGAUGACGGUGAAGCACUUGAGGAACCUGCAGCGCAUGCAGAUGAGCGCAGCGCUCUCAGCAGAUGCGACAGUGAUGAGCAAAUACAGAGCCGGAUUCAACGAGUGCAUGAACGAGGUGACCCGCUUCCUGUCCACUUCAGAGGGAGUGAACGCCGAUGUGAGGUCGCGGCUCCUCGGCCAUCUGUCCAGCUGCAUGGGUCAGAUAAUGUCCGUGACGUACCCGCAGCAGGCUCCGUCCCAGCCGGCACACCUGGCCCAGCCCCUCCACGUGCAGCUCCCAUCCACCCUGCCCAUCAGCUCCAAGCUCAGUCCCGCAGAGGCCGUCUCUCCCAAGGUGUUCGGCGGGUUCCAGCUGGUUCCCGCGACAGACGGACAGUUCGCCUUUCUGAUCCCCAACCCGCCCUUCGCCUCCACCGCCACCACCUCCCCUGUAAUCCCCCUCUUCUCCAACGCCGGGGUGCCUAUCGCGGUGAACGCCAGUCCGGUGCACGGCAGCUCCGCGCCGACGGCGGCGUCUCCAGUGCACGGGAUGACGUCCUUCUCCGGGGUGCCCCAGGUGGUCAGUCCUGUGGGGGUGAACGCCGGAGCGGAGAGCAGUGAAGCGGUGUGGCGGCCUUGGUAGCUCAAACAAAAAAAAAAAAAAAGGGGGGGGGGUGGUGGGGGGAGAUCCAGACACUCGCAAACUUUCCCAGAUGAAAGUUCUACCUGAAACUUUUACGCAGCUGUUGCGGGGUUCAGCCUGCGACUUUUUCCUCUCCAGGAUGGCGACUUUAACCACUCAUGCCUCCCCCCCCCCCCCCCCCCCACUAGUCCUGAAUGUUUCGUUUUAUGGAACAAAUGUUGCUAAGAAAAAGAAAAAACAAACAAAAAAAAAUAGUAAAAAAAAAAAACAUCGCAUGUCUUGGUUUUUUUUCUUCUUUUAUUCUAAUUUAUUGUUAACUCCAAUAUUUGGAUGUCGGUGAUAAAGGUUCAGACAGAAGAUUUAUAGGAAGCCUUUGUUAUGAAGUACUUUUUAUGAAAAGAUUUAGUUUUGUACAGAGCUGUUAUUGAUUGUUAUACCAAAGCUGUUUUAUAUUAUGUUUUGUGUUUAAAAGAAAAAAAAACUGAAGUUGGGUGGUAACCCAGGGUUUAAAUAAAUGAGACUUUAAAAAAAAAAGAAGGGCUUCAGUUUGCUUUUGUCAUGCCUUUUUUUUAUGUCGUGCGUAAAAAUUACAUUUUGUGCGUAAAAGUCAAAGGGAUCAUAUUUCUGAUGUAAGGUCCAAAGUCUCAAGCGGCACCUUGUCAACUAGUU
This is a messenger RNA of Poeciliopsis prolifica (blackstripe livebearer), 1799 nucleotides long. It is a transcript of the gene hes4, whose product is annotated as hairy-related 9. Gene Ontology annotation, cellular component: nucleus. Gene Ontology annotation, biological process: regulation of neurogenesis; anterior/posterior pattern specification; regulation of transcription by RNA polymerase II. The record is from RefSeq and is a predicted model, not a curated record. Gene Ontology annotation, molecular function: DNA-binding transcription factor activity, RNA polymerase II-specific; protein dimerization activity; RNA polymerase II cis-regulatory region sequence-specific DNA binding. Lineage: Eukaryota; Metazoa; Chordata; Actinopteri; Cyprinodontiformes; Poeciliidae. The transcript has 4 exons. The coding region runs from base 264 to 1130 and encodes 288 amino acids.